Pangasianodon hypophthalmus (striped catfish) is the source of this 4707-nucleotide messenger RNA. RefSeq names its product TLE family member 5, transcriptional modulator (gene tle5). Bases 479 to 1075 code for a protein of 198 amino acids. The transcript is spliced from 7 exons. Gene Ontology annotation, biological process: negative regulation of canonical Wnt signaling pathway; regulation of DNA-templated transcription. The record is from RefSeq and is a predicted model, not a curated record. Gene Ontology annotation, cellular component: transcription regulator complex; nucleus. Lineage: Eukaryota; Metazoa; Chordata; Actinopteri; Siluriformes; Pangasiidae. Gene Ontology annotation, molecular function: protein binding; transcription corepressor activity.
CAAAUUGUGAAAGCUGUGAUAAAGCACAGGAGGGACGUGUGCAGGCAUGUGUGUGUGUGUGUGUGUGUGUGUGUGUGUGUUCACAUCCAGGCGCCUUCAUUUCACCAGCGCAGUGAAGAAGCACUGAAGCGCAUCUGAGAAACAGCGCUGCUAGGAUUGUGGUUAAAAAGGGAGCUGGCAGGCGAAAGCAGGCAACGUUUCAGCAGUGAAAACAACGUUAUUCGGGGCGUCUUCGAGAGCUUUUUUCCCCCCAUGCCGAAUGAUACCCCAAGAGAAAUCACUUCCAGAGACGAGACUGAAGCCUCGUAAUCGGAGCAAAGCUGCUGCUGCUGCUGCUGCGCUGUUUGGGUGCCGUGUUAGCGGGCUAGCUUAGCCUGCUCCAUCCGCUAUCUACCGACGAACAAAGACGGAGAAAAAACCAUUUCACACGCUUUGCUGGGCUAAAAGGUCUGCGUAAAUAUUUAAACAGAAAACUGUCAUGAUGUUUCCACAAUCCAGGCACUCGGCUUCAUCACAGCAGCUGAAGUUCACAACGUCAGACUCGUGUGACCGCAUUAAAGAUGAGUUCCAGUUCCUCCAAGCACAAUAUCACAGUCUAAAGCUAGAAUGUGACAAACUGGCCAGUGAGAAGUCGGAGAUGCAGCGUCACUACAUCAUGUACUAUGAGAUGUCAUACGGAUUGAACAUUGAAAUGCACAAGCAAGCAGAGAUUGUGAAGAGAUUAAAUGCAAUCUGUGCUCAAGUCCUGCCUUACCUGUCUCAAGAGCACCAGCAGCAGGUCCUGGGAGCUAUAGAGAGAGCCAAGCAGGUCACACCACCAGAGAUGAACUCCAUUAUCCGGCAGCAGCAGCUUCAAGCACACCAGCUCUCCCAGCUGCAGGGACUGGCCCUGCCUGUGACCCCUCUCCCCCUCGGCCUGAGCCAGCCGAGCGGCCUGCCCACCGUCACCUCCAGCUCUGCCCUCUUCUCCCUCUCCAGCAUCCUGGCAUCGCAGGCCCAGCUCGCCAAGGAGGACAAGAGCGCCAGAGAUGCCACGGACAGCCACCGUGACGAGGACGCUGACAAGUCCGACUAGACACCGCUCCUCUGCCUGCUAUUGGCUGUGACCUCAUCCUCCAGUGCUCGCUUCCAUCACAAGCGCAUUGUCUCUCUUUCUUUGUCCUCAUUGCUGUAAAUUGCUAUUGUGAUCUUGAUCAUCUGUUCUUGAUCGUUCCACUAGCUUUAUAUUCAGCAGUCCACUUUUUUUUUUAAUAUUUUUACUAUAUAUUUAGUUAUUUUUCUGGCACCUCUCUCAGAGUGUAUAUGUAUAUAUAUCUCUAUGUAUUAUGUAUUCCAUAUUCUACUUCGUCUCAGCAUGGCCAUCCAGCUCCACUGAGGCACCACCAGUGUUUCUUUGAGCACAGUUUUAUCUCCCCCUACUUUGCUUUCUCCUGAAGAGAUUCUUUUAUCCUUCACCUAUGAAAGAGUACGUUUAACGCUGACAGAAUGAAGAGAAAAAGAAAUGAACGUAAUGAAGGUCAGCAGUCGUAUGUGAACUGUAGAACGCAUGCUAUAUUUUCUGCAGCAUUUUUAGUAUGGGUGUAGUUUAACUCUAUAAAUAGCAGUUAAAAUGGCUUACAGUGAGUUAUGAUAACAUGACUUACUGACUUUUUAAAGGAAUAUUUUAACAAAAAAAAAUUACAUUAUUUAGUAUAAAAUUUAGUAUAUCAUUUGCUGUUAGUCUAUCAUUUGUUUCUUUAGUUUUGCACUGGACAUUAUCUAGCACGUUAAUACAACAAAAAAAAAAUCAUUGAAAGUCUAUUUCAUCCAAAAUAUUUUGCAUAAAGAUAUUCUCGAAUAUUCACAUAUUUGGUCCAAACAAUAUUGCCAAGGUAUUUGGUCCCCUUUUAAUUAACACUUUUAUGGAAGGAUUAAAAAAAAAAAAAAUUUCAAACUGACUACCAGGUUUCUGUUGCAAUUCCGCCUACCAUGUGUCUGUGUUUCAGCGUUCGUGCUGGAUUUCGUUUUUUAGAGAUUAGGGCAAGACAUGGUUUGUCUUAACAGUAGUGCCAGCUCUAAGGCAAGUUAACGUUUCUAUGGUAACAGCUUGCACAGGGACUUAUAUGGUGGACACUCCACUUAAUCUAAACCUAAUACUAAAAGGAUUAUGUUGUUCUUUAAAAAAAUAUAUAAUCAUUAAUAUGUUGAACGUUUCUGUGUAUUUAACAUUUAUAGAAGGAGUCUCCAGUGUCAGAAAUUUGUAACCACAUCAUUACUGAAAUUUCUUUUAUUCAUUUGAGGCAAAUAUGUGGUUAUGUAUUUACAACAUAUAUUUUGGGUGAAAGAGACUACAUUUGGAAGAAGGUUAAAUUUUUUAUAUUUGAUCAACUUUUUUUUUUUUUUUUUUCCAAAAUAUUCCUUUAAACUGUUCGAGUUGUUAAUCAGAGGUCACUGCAAUGCAACACUGAGAGAUUGUGGAUUUAGCUAGACUUAAAAUGACCUACAAAUGAUCUGGCCCCUGUUUUUCUAUAUAUAUAUUACUGUUUAACAUGUGUGGAUUCUGAAAGCGUGUUUGUUUUCUCUCACUGUCGUAGACAGAGAGCAUUUAGCAUCAUUAAUCAGAACAGCUAACCUAUUCACCAAGUGAAAGGGCAAACUGUUUGAAAAAAAAUCUAAUCUUUUUUAAUUGUAUUAUCUGUUUCUGUCAAUUUGGUAAAAAAUUUGUGUUUGAUUGUGUUGUUUUUCCUGGAGAUAUGUGGAGAAAUAAUAUGGUGGAAAAAUUAUAUAUGAGAAUCGAGAAGCACUUUCUCUCAGUAGAUUUCCCCUGUUAGAUGCAUGCAAGUUGUAAAAAAGAAAAAAAAAAGAAAAAAGUCAGGUGCUAAAGCACAUGAUAUACGAGACCAGAGGAUCCUCGUAUUCCAGAACUAAAACAGAGCACAUUGUGUUUUCUUUAAGAAAACCAAGUAACAUUUUUUGAUAAGUUCUCUGGAGAUCCUGAGUAAGGCUUUAAAUUGUUUUCAGAUCAGAUACUCACUGUCUUCUGUUGUGCCUUUUGUCCAGGAUGAAAUUCUUCCUUUCCACCAAUAGGGGGCAGUAAGCUUUCAGGAUUACAUGCCAUGAUUAUGAGCUCAGAUUCUUUUUUUAUUUUAUUUUAUUUCAUUUUAUUAUUAUUAUUAUUAUUUUUUUUUUUUUACCUUUUUAACCUUUACACAAUAAUCCCUAUCUUUUUUUGCAGAAUGAGAUUAGCGAUGUGUCUAAAUGAAAUGCACAUUUAUCCAAUCAGCUCUGAGUGAGCUGCUUAUUAAACAAACAAAAAAUGAUCUGUGUAUUAAUUCAGUUUAUUUGACUGAUAUCUGCAGUCAGAUUUGUGUGUUAUUAGAUUCCAUUGCACAAGCAACCUGAAGUAGAAAACCUCGCCUUCCUCCUGAGGAGACUAUGUACAGGACGUCACUGUGAGUUUGCUUUCUUUUCAGUGCAGCCUGUUUGCAUUCCUGACAGGAAAACAUAACAAAUACUACAUCGUGAGUACUGGAACUGAAUCCACAUUUCAUGUACUGUGCACAACUCUUCAUGUACUGCUUGGAUAUGGUUGUUGCAGUGUACAGUGGCAGUACAAAUGUAUACUUUUUUAAAUGAUGCAGACUUUUUAGGUACAUCUCGUGCAAGUUUGCUUGUGACCUUAUGUUUAUUAAUUCUGCCAUUUUCUAUAUUUGUUGUAAGCAUGUGUGUGCUUUAGACUCACUUUAAAUAUCUGUAUAAAUGGCUAUUUUAAUCUGCCGCUGCAAACAACACCUAGAAAUAUUCCUAGUUCUCAACCUGUUGAAUGUUGUUUUCUUCAAACUAACUGUUUAAACGUACUGAAAUGGUUUAGUGAUGGGACGCUGCACCAUGUUGUGUUUAUAUCCUCAUGAGACCCCACUGUGUUAUACAAGGACAUCACAUUCUUUUUCUCAAAUUAAUUUCUGUUUGUACAUACAUCACAAGAGAAAUGAAAAUGCAUAACGUAGUUCAGGUCUCAAGAGGGUAUAACGGCAGCAGGACUGACUGUGGUGACAAAACUGUAGUUUGAUAUGAAGCGAAACAGGAAGUGUCUCUUUAAUGGAACCUAGUUGUGCUAGUGUAAAAGUGCCAGAUUGUAUAACUACCAACAUGCUUGAGGAUGACUUGCUACACGUGCUUACUCUCAUACUUUAUUUCUAUAGCUGUUUUUUUCUCUAAAAUGCCACGCCCCUGUGUGGAUAUGUAGUCAGACAGAUGCUGAGAUUUCUUCUGCUGACUAAUUAAAUGUAGGUGUUCGUUUCACAGAGGCAGUCAGGGACAGUAGAUGUGUCCUGUUCUACAUGGAGCUAGAGCUUUAUGUGUCCACUGAUCCAUCUGUAUUACUGAUCUUGAGUGAUUCUGUUUUAGAAGACAUUAUGACCCCCUGUAAGCUCCUCCCAGCUCAUAUUCUUUUCUUCCCCAAUCAUCGAUAGCCUCUGCUUGAUCAUUUGCAUUUAUUUCCAUAAUGCAUUGUAAGCAUUUUGUGCUUUGUAAAAAUUUUUACCUCUUAUUUUCUGAUUAUAGUACAAUCUAAAGUGCAAAAAUAACAGUGUUAUACAAUAGCCUGAGGAUGAAAUAAUAACAAACACACACAAAGUAACAUUUUACUUUAUAUAAAUGGAUAUUUCUGCAGUAAGGAAAUGCUGCUGGUGCCUUACAAAUAAAAUCAGAUCAGUGGAGGAAAUGGGA